AUGCGGGAAGUCAACUUCAGCAUCCCCAAUGUGAACAAGGCCUCGGUCAACAUCACCACCACCCUCUAUGACCGUCGUGCCCUUGAUUGCACAUCGACCCUUCCACUCAUCAAUUCCCUCAACCACCUGGCAUACCUCACAACCUCGUCGGCAAGGAUUCGGGACAUUUUGACCGUCGAUGGCGGCAUCGAACGACUCGUAUGCAUCCUGAAGGAGGGCAGGAGUAAGGAUUUGAUGGAAAUGUGGAAAUGGAGUCUCGCCUUCCAAUGUGUUGUCAAUAUCGGAGUACGAGGCUCGGAAAGUGUGCGCACCCGCGUGGUUGAAGCCGACAUGGUCCCCGUGAUUGCCACCAUUCUGGACAACUACAUCAAGGUGGUGGACAAAGUGCGAUCGCGCGCCGAUCCCGAGGCACAAAAGCACGCCUCGAGCCGCCAGGCUGUCAAGACCGGCUCCUCAAGUCGCGAGGCCUCUGGACGGACAGCCCCCGCGGACUCAAGCAGUCACCCCGAAGCCCAUCCCUCCUCCCGCCGACAGGCUCCUCCCCCAAGCAUCGAAAUUCCUCAGCCUUACUACCAAGAUAACCAACCAACCGACUCCGAUGCGAUGGAUAUCACUUCCCCUCCCCAAGCGCCCAUGACAUCACCCCCCGAACGAAGUACAUUCCGACAGGAUGUCCAUAGCCACCGAGCCCACGAUGGCCGGUACUCUCGGACGAGUCACCGCCUGCGAGCAAUGCAACCCCUCGCGACCGCCGUUCCCCCGAUCGAUACCGCCGAGGCCUUUGGUUUACGUCCCGUGCGUGACGCGGAGCGCCUCCCCAGCAUGCUGCCUGGCCUGCAAACCGGCAUCAUCUCACAACCCGACUCACCGACAACACCAAGCGGACUCAUUCAGCCUCAGUCCCGAAGCAUUCCUCAAGCGGCACCCGCACGGCAGCGACCUGCGAUUCGGCAGCAACCAUCGGCCUCGGGUGAAUCCGACGAUGCAAAUGGCGAGGACUCGACAAUGGGGGAUGAUACCGUUUUGGGACAGAAUCCUGAGCCCAUUGUUGGACUGCCUAACCGAAUGGAGAUCGACGGUGUUGAUGGGCAACAGACGACGAUGAUCGACGAUAUUUCUCCCGCACAUGGCCUAACAGUGACUGACCCUUCAGAAGAGGGCCAGGAUGCUGAGACAUUCAACAUCGCCCAUCGGUCUGCCGUUGAUGGCAGCAUCAUCAACAACAACGGCACCACGCAACCCAACGGCGGACUGGGUCUUUCUCCCACUCAAGCUCCGAACAACCCCAACUCCCCAACUCUUGCCCCUAGCCCCUAUGCCAUGUACCUCCGCGAUCGAAACACACCCGCGACUCAAAGCGUCCUCACCACCAUGCCUCGGGAUGAGGACGUCUUGAUGUCCCUGCAGCUCUUGGCUUAUGUAUCCAAGUACUGCAAUUUGCGUUCGUAUUUCCAGCGCUCCCACCUCGUGCCAAAACUGAAGAUCGAUCGGGAGUUGCAUCUUCUUGAUGAGAAUGCCGAGCCAUCUUCUCCCGUUGAGGUCGAGGAGGAGGACGAGUACUUGCUGCCUGAUGAUGUUAAUAUCUUCCCGCUGGUUGAGAAGUUCACCGUUCGGCACCACUCGAAGGACAUGCAGUACUGGGCCUGCGUUGUCAUGAGAAACCUCUGCCGCAAGGAUGAGUCGCGAGGCGGCAUCCGCCAAUGCGCCUACUACAAGUGUGGCAAGUGGGAGGAAUUCCAGCGCCAGUUCGCCAAAUGCCGUCGCUGCCGCCGCACCAAGUAUUGCAGCAAAGACUGUCAAAAGGCUGCGUGGGUCUACCACCGCCACUGGUGCCAUACAACUCCUUGA
Messenger RNA from Penicillium daleae, 1848 nucleotides. RefSeq names its product MYND-type zinc finger protein MUB1 (gene samB). Gene Ontology annotation, biological process: ubiquitin-dependent protein catabolic process; establishment or maintenance of cell polarity. Lineage: Eukaryota; Fungi; Ascomycota; Eurotiomycetes; Eurotiales; Aspergillaceae. The record is from RefSeq and is a predicted model, not a curated record. Bases 1 to 1848 code for a protein of 615 amino acids. Gene Ontology annotation, cellular component: MUB1-RAD6-UBR2 ubiquitin ligase complex. The transcript has a single exon.